Messenger RNA from Arachis duranensis, 466 nucleotides. RefSeq lists its product as uncharacterized. NCBI's taxonomy places the organism in Eukaryota, Viridiplantae, Streptophyta, Magnoliopsida, Fabales, Fabaceae. The record is from RefSeq and is a predicted model, not a curated record. The transcript has a single exon. Bases 7 to 291 code for a protein of 94 amino acids.
ACGAACAUGGAGAAGAAGGAAGAAAACAGAGAGAAAAAUACUCAAAAUAACGAAUCAGCUAAGGAAAGCAGCAGUACGGAAGAGCUUCUUCCAAUGGAGGAUAGUCCCUACGUGAAAUAUAAGGAUUUGGAAGACUAUAAGCGUAAGGGUUAUGGCACUGAAGGCCAUCAAGAACCCAAGCCAGGUCGUGGAGCUGGCGCCACUGAUGCACCCACUCCCUCAGGUGCUGCUGUUUCUUCCGAGGCCGAGCUCUCAGCCACUGAAGCCGUAAAUCGCCAGGGAGUGCCUUAAAAGCAGUAUCUAUAGAUUUUCUUUGUACAAUUACUAAGAGAUAUAGUUUUCAUUCUCAACAGUGAUUACUUCAGUCGUGUUGGGUUUAAGUGCUUAAAAUUAAUACUUUAAUGUGGUUUUGUGUGUCUCGUGUUCGCUACAUAUAUAUGAUUUAACAUUAUAACAUCAGUUAAAA